Paramecium sonneborni is the source of this 405-nucleotide messenger RNA. Lineage: Eukaryota; Ciliophora; Oligohymenophorea; Peniculida; Parameciidae. The record is from the annotation of a GenBank genome assembly.
AAUAAUAUGUCUUGGUACAAAUAAUUAGGAAACUCAGUAAAAGAAUUAAGAUUUGUCUUCUGCUAAACAUGUGGCAGAUCUGAAGGCAUUAGGUAUACAUUACAUAUUUAUAUCUAGAAAUCUUGUUACUAAAAAUUAUUGGUAAUGGAAGGAUGCCAAUCCUCAAUUCCCAUUUGUUGUCAGAGAAUGUGAAUCUAUUGAUCCCUAUGUCCUUAUUAGAUAUAGUACAAUUAUGUCUCAUAUCUAGAAUAUGGUGUUGAAAAGAAGGCUUUGAUUGGAAAUCUUAAUGAAUCAGAAUUAGAAUAAGUACUUGGACAAUUGGUUGCUCAAUCCAAUAAAGUGAAUUCAACUAUCUGAUUAAUGAUAUCAUAAUCAAAUAUACAAUCAAAAUAUUUUAUAUACAAC